UCAUUUAAUUACAAUAAAAAUAUAGCCAGGCAAACAUUGUCUUUAGAGAGAAAAAUCGCCCUUUCGAGUCUAUCAUCUAAAUUAUUCAUUUGUCAUAAUAUUUGCUAAAUUGAGGGUUCUUUAUUAAUAUGGCAUGGACCACUGGUCGCAUACUCCUAAAGCUACAGCUAUCCUUGCAGCGAGUCCAACGCCAGAGCCUGGCCUCGGCAACAUCCGAUGGCACCAGCGGGCAGAGACUUGGACCAAUUGGAACCCUUGAGUCCGAAACGGGCACAAAGCUCAAUAUGGAAGGGUUUCCAAGUGCCUCGAAGGGCUCGUAUAUGGAGAUUCUGUUUUCCAAGUGGCUGCAGGACCAAAACUCCAUUCAUGCGACCUGGCAACGAUUCUUCCAGGACCUUUUGGAGAACGAUCCUCUUGCCAGUGCCAGUAACACUACCAGUGGCAGGGAUGAUUCAAAGAUGAUUCCUCUUGGACAACAGGAGACGGAGACCCAGCCCAAGGUGGGUUCAGUAUCGGCAAUUAAAAUUCCAGAGAAGAUGACCCAUCAAAAGCCACCAGAGGAGCCGGAAAAAGCAGCCAUGGAUGAGCGUAAGGCUCCACUCCGCAAGCGCAGGACUCCGAAGUUAAAAUUAUAUCAUAAAUUUGCCAAGUUCCGAAAGCAAGAAUCGACCUCCAAGAAGACUGACCAAAGCCUCCAUAGGGCGCAACGAAUUCCUGGUUCGAAAAACAGCCGUAAAUGGCGAUCCAAGGACGAUUCCAGGAAAAACAACACCGAGCACUUCAAGAGUUUCUACGAAGAGAAACUGAAUAAAGAGAAAGCUAAGCAAUUAAAGCGGAAACCCGAUGGCGUCAAGGACAUCUCAAAGGAAAAUAAAUUGCCUGAGCAGCCCGAUUUGAAGCUACCAUCAAGUCAUUUAGGGGAAGAGGUUUCCUAUCCAAUGCAAAAGCCACCAAUGCAUAGAUUUGAAAGUCUGGAGGCUAUAAUCCAAGAUCUGGAUAAGGACACCAUUAAUAUGGCUCUUUCCGAUCCGAUCCACCAAGAGGGAGUGAAAAAAGUGCAACUUCGGAACGGCGACGAGGCUUCAAAACUUUUAAAAAUGCCUUCAGAUAUGAAAUCUUUUACGGAUUUACCAAAAGCAAUGAUAGAUCAUACGGAGAAGAGCUACAAGUCUGAGAAGAGCUCCAAGUCGGAAAAGAGCUUCAAGUCCAAGAAGAGAUCCAAGUCCGAACGGAUCAAUGAGGAUAAAGCAAGUGAGGCUGCAGGACCUGAGCCCGAGAAUCUCACUGAGAGGCAGCAAUCUACACCUUGCCAUAUCACCAACAAGAAGCCCCAACUGGAAGCCACAAAGAAACCCCAACUAGAGGCCACCAAGAAGUCCCAACUGGAUGACAAUUGGAACCCCUCGCUGCCUUUGAGGGAUUCCUAAAGAGAAGAAUCACAUGACUCUAUAGUCUGCAAGGAGAUUCUGGAGAGCUUGGAACGCUUGGACAACGGAGCUUGAUUCUACGUGAAUUCACAAUUGGACACUACUUUGCUGCAGAGCGAAAACGAACAUGCUGAGUGUCUUACCAUGGAGGUGGCUCCCAGCUUCUGGCUGAGGACUGGCGACAAGCUUAGCACUUUAAGGAAUAGAAGGCCUUUAUGGCUAGGAUCUUUAGCGAGCUAACCCAGGAGAAUAGGACGUGCCUUGAAUGCAUUAUCAAGAGCAAGCUGCCAUGUCCUGGCCCAAACGUAAGCCAGAAGAAUCGAACCAAUGACUCUAAAACACUAAGGAAAUCCAAGGUAUAGAAUAAAACCCCAUCCUUCGCGUUGAUUCGUUCGAUUGAUCCCACAAAUAAAAGAGAAUAGAAAA
Drosophila kikkawai is the source of this 1853-nucleotide messenger RNA. RefSeq lists its product as uncharacterized. The record is from RefSeq and is a predicted model, not a curated record. NCBI's taxonomy places the organism in Eukaryota, Metazoa, Arthropoda, Insecta, Diptera, Drosophilidae.